Molecule: messenger RNA, 906 nt
Organism: Caenorhabditis remanei
Lineage: Eukaryota; Metazoa; Nematoda; Chromadorea; Rhabditida; Rhabditidae
Exons: 6
Coding region: 1-906 (301 amino acids)
Source: RefSeq, a predicted model, not a curated record
AUGCAAAACGGGCACUUCUUCCACCCGUACCGCAUGCAGCAGCAACAACAAUACCGUCAACCGGGACAAGGAGACUGGAAUGCGUUCCACCAACGCCAGAUGCAAGUGGUGGCGGAUCCAAUGCCAAUGCCAGACUUUAAUGCUCAAAGGAGACAAGAAGAAAUGGACGCAUACGUCCAACGUCAAGAGGAGAGAAUUCGAAAACUUCUGGAAGAUCAACGUGUCAAAGACCACGAAGCAGAAACUCAGAGACUUCGAAGCAACGCCAUCAUUGCAACUCAGAACAAUGAGAAAGCAGAGUUGCAAAAGAAAAAUGAUGAACUGCACCGAAAAAAUGCAGACCUCAAUAUCGAUCUUGGCGUUGCUCGCCAUAGAAUUUCGGAUCAGAAUCUGAAGAUCAAUGCAUACGAGCAAAAAUUUGGAAUUUUGGAAUCUACAGAAGGAAACUCCUCAUCGUUGCCGUCUGUCCCUCCGCACCACCAUCGAGCUUUUCCAUCCCUUCCUUCUACAUCGGACAAUGAUAUCAUUGACGUUCCAGUCAAUGCAUUCGACGUCGUUGUCCAGUCAUGGAGGCAAUGGUGGUCGAUACAUGAAAAACCACUUCCUGGAGUCGAUGUUCAUCACUUUGUAUUCGAUCCGCGAAAAACCAACGUGCUACCUCAGAGAGUGGAGAAGCCCUCCAGUAAUUUGAACUUGUACCGUUUCAUGUUCAAAAUCAAUCACAAGGGAGACAAAUUGAGAGUUGACGACGCUUGGGCUCAAUUGAGCAAAGAGGAAAGAUUGGAAUGGAGGAACCACUGCGAGACUCUCAAAAUGUGGCAGAUCUACCAGAUCCAGCAUGGCUGGAUUGUUCAUAAGCGGCCGACUGUAAAGAAGGAAGUGGUCACUUAUGAUUAUCCUGCUUGA